CUUCGUUUUAGCAGCUUGUAUUUGUUGGACAAAAAUUUGUCUCGAGGUUCUGUAUCAAAAUUGGCCCAAUUGAUUUAUUAUUUACUUAUCUAUUUGCUCUCGCUUAAAGCACUGUGCUGUAUUUGGUAGUAACAAAACAACAAUGUUAUGUUACACUCCCUCCUGCUGAUCACUAACUUACAUGACAGCUAAACAAUGUCCUUUAUGUUCUCGUCCACAUAGACAGAAUUUGCUUUGCAGAAUGGCCUGCAUCAUUUACCAAAUGCAUUUCUUUCUGAUCUUUCCUUCCGUUAUUUUAAAUGUAUUAUAUAAUGCAUGUGUACCGUAUCCGUUUCGUUUUAUAAUUCCACCCCAGGCCAGCAGGUGGCAUUAACGGGCAAAUAACUUGUUGUCCAACCGCCAUGAAACCGUAAAAGAAGAUGGCGCUGGGGUUUACCGUUCGUUUUACCGGUGAACCGCCUGGUCUUUUUUUAUUUUAAUUCGAUGCUGAACAGUCCAGCUUCCGUGUCAUGUUCUAAUUCCUGCAACGAGCGAUGAAUGACUGUAAGCGGAGUGGACCGGCAGUGGUGAAGUUGCCGGUCGGAGGAUGGAGGUGCGGCUGAAGAGGGAUUCUCCGCCCCUGGUGACCUGCUUCAUUGUCCUCAUCCUUUCGUGGCUUCUAUCAGUGGGCUGUCAUGAAACUUGUAAACAUCGUGUUCCUUCUGCAGAAGAGGUUGUCCAUCAGGUGCACAUCAGGUCCGAUCGUGUCACCAAGAGAAGUACUGAUGAGGACAUGCAGCUCAAUAUUGCUAUAAUUUAUGACUACAGCAUUGACCAGCUUCCUGCUGAUAAAAGACGACUAGUGAAAGACCAGCUUUUUCCUCAGGCCAUUGAUUUUCUUCAAAGAGCCUUCAGCGUGAGGCGCAGAGUUGGCCCAGUAUUGCUCAGCAGGCAAUGUGCUACCAACCAGUAUCUGAAGAAGAGAGAUGAUCCGUACCGUUAUUGCCAGGAAGCAUGCGCAGAAGUCACUCGCUGUGGCCCUGUUGUCGUGCCACAGCAUCACCUACAGCAAUGUAAGAUGUGCCGGGAGUCUGGAAAGUCAUGUGGCCCUUCUGGACCCCCAGAUGGACCUGGUGUGAAGGGUUCAGACUUUGUGCUUUAUGUGAGCGGCAUCACCACGGAGCGGUGUGGACAGGUGAACAUCGUGGCUUAUGCAGCGUACUGCCAGUUGGAGGCAGAGCUGGACAGACCAAUAGCAGGAUAUGCCAACCUUUGUCCUGCCAUGAUCUCAUCACAACCUCAGGAUUUUGACGGGAUGCUCUCCACUGUCAAGCAUGAGAUCAUUCACGCUCUGGGUUUUUCAGCAGGUCUGUUUGCCUUCUACCAUGAUGACGACGGUAAUCCCAGGACACCCCGUUCUGCUAGUGGUCUUCCUACUUACAAUGAAAGCCUGGGUCUGUACCAGUGGAGUGAGUCGGUCAUCCGGACUGUAAACAGGCUGUGGCACAUAAGAGGUGGCGAGAUUGUGCGGCACCAAGUCCAUGUUCUGGUCACACCGCGUGUUGUGGAAGAAGCAAGAGAACAUUUCAAUUGCCCAAUUUUGGAGGGAAUGGAGUUGGAGAACCAAGGGGGAACUGGAACUGAGCUCAACCACUGGGAGAAGAGGCUACUGGAGAAUGAAGCAAUGACCGGCACUCACACUCAGAACAGGGUGUUUUCUCGUCUGACACUGGCCAUCAUGGAGGACACUGGCUGGUAUCGGGCCAACUACAGCCUCGCCCAAAGGUUGGACUGGGGGCGUGGUCUUGGCUGCGACUUUGUCAGGAAGAGCUGCAAAUUUUGGAUGGAGCGGCAGGGAGUGAGCCACCCUGUGACUCCUUUCUGUAACACAGUCCAAGCCUCGCCUCUGCAGCUAACAUGCAGGCAGGACCAGCUGGCCGUGGCUGUUUGCAACCUGCAGAAACACUCCCAGGAGCUUCCUGCGGAGUAUCAGUAUUUUGAGCAGCUGCCUGGUGUCUCUGAGGACCAGCUGGUCUUCUUUGGUGGGGCUGUGGAGAUCGCUGACUUCUGUCCCUUCAGCCAGGAGUUCAGCUGGCACCUUAGUGGGGAGUAUCAGAGAAACUCCUACUGCCGUCUGUCGGAGAACCAACCAGAUUGGUGGAGGAAUUAUGCAGCAGAGCAGUACGGACCAGAUUCUGUGUGUCUCCACCAGAAAUCUCCUUUUGAAAUGGAACAGUGCGAGGGGAAAAAGACAUCCCCGGAGUGGGGUUCUGGCUGCUACAAGGUGUCGUGCUCCGCCAUGGGCUUGGUGGUUUACGUUCACCAUCAAAGCUACUACUGCACUCGCAAGGGUCAACUGCUGAGCGUGAGUGUACAGGCCAAUGACUGGGUUUACAACGGAGUGCUGAUCUGCCCUGCCUGCACCGACUUCUGCGAUGACUGUCCACACCAGCGACUCCCUUUCAAUAUUUCCAGGAGUAAUCCCAUUGACCCCUGUUCAGGUGAUCCAGGUCUGGCCUUUCUCUGGUCUCCACUGUUGGCUGCACUGUUGCUGUUUCACCUCAGCUGAUGUCAGGCUUCUCUGAGGUCGUCCACUUGAACUUGACAUGGUUUUUACAGGGGUCACUGUUUUUCUUGGACCUGUGGAGAAUGCUCAAUUGUGAACUUUACCUCCAGGACAGUCAGUAAACGUUGGCCUUGUUUACUUUUGGAUAUUUUUCCAACUACCGAAGACAUUAAAGUGUUGGUGAUAUUUUUUUUUUUUUUUUUAGUAAAACACAUUCUCCAAAUGUGAUAUUUACAGACAUGCCAGUAUAACAAAGUUGAUAAACAAAAACAUCCUGUUGGGGUAGCGCCCAUCGAAGGCAAAAGAAAAUGCAGCAGCUUUGUAUCAACAUCUUUCAGGUUUCACCUAUUUGUGUUUAUUUCUUGUUUUUUGUGCCGUACGUGUUUGGUUAUGUAGCUUUCCUCUGUAGUUAAGUUACAAUUUUGUGCUUCACUGGCUAAAGUGGCGGCAGCAGCAGCAGCGGCUGUGGUGCGAGAAGAUAGGUAGAGUUGGGGGCACACCUCUGUAGAGUCUGCUACAGUGGCUGUUUAUCAUUCAGAUGAGAGUCACACCUCUCAUCUGAAUGAUGAGAUUUGGGACUUUGAGAGUCUAUAACUAGCAGGUUUGAUGCCAACAGUCGCAACAAAAAUCUGGCGCACUGACUGAAAAAAUGAGUCCAUUUGAUUUGUAACUGCGCAGAUGCACCUAUCAUGUUGCAUUAUUUUGCAAAAUUACAAGAAGUCAAUAUCACCAGCACUUUAAAGCAGAUGGUCUCCUGAAGCCUGUGUACAUUUCUGUCUAUUAACAGAGCCUAAAUUAUUUGAGCAUCAGUAGCAUCACACUCAUGUCUUCAUCCUUCCUCAUCCUGAUGAAUGUUCGUAAAACUUGAAAAUGCAUUUGUUCUGUUUGCUUUGUUUGCGGCACUUGUGCUUCAUUUUUUGAUUUCAGAAAAGGUUCAAAGUCAUCUGUCUAUUAUCUGUAAGUAAA
Molecule: messenger RNA, 3511 nt
Organism: Synchiropus splendidus (mandarinfish)
Lineage: Eukaryota; Metazoa; Chordata; Actinopteri; Syngnathiformes; Callionymidae
Gene: lmln
Product: leishmanolysin-like (metallopeptidase M8 family)
Exons: 16
Coding region: 587-2548 (653 amino acids)
Biological process (GO): cell adhesion; proteolysis
Cellular component (GO): cytoplasm; membrane
Molecular function (GO): metalloendopeptidase activity
Source: RefSeq, a predicted model, not a curated record